AUGGCUCUAACAAUAGAACCCAUCCACGACCCAUCUCCUGAUAAUCCUGGUAACCCUGACAUCUCACCACUCACGCAGAUGCGAGAGGAGAAAGCCAAGGCCCAUUUCGAAUACCAGAAACUGCUUCGACAGCGAAAUUCUUGCUUGCAAUGUCAGGUCAAGGGGUUACGGUGUUCAUUUGGGGGAGAGCACUUGAUUUUGAGGAGAGUAAAGAGGAAGUUAGCUCCUUUUAAAUACCGGCCGAAACGGGAGGAACAAAGUUCGUCUUUGAAGACUGAGGAGAAAAGUGAGGAGCCUCAACAGUCCCAAACCAAAGAGGAAGAGAAGAAAGAAAAGACCCCAGAGAGGAGGUGUUGUAAGAGGUGUCUUGUUACGAGUGAGGGCUUCUGUGUUGCGCAUUCUGUGGAGAGGAGGGAGGGUGAACGUGUUUUGAAAGAGGAUGAGGGGUGGGAGUGUGUUGGGUUGGAGGAAGGGAUGGUGGGAGGGAGGGUGAAGGAACUGCUUGAGUUGAAGAAAGAGGGUGCGGGGUUUGGGUUCCCUAUCCCGGAGGGGGAGGUAGAGAGGGUUAGGGGGGCUUUGAAGGAUGGUCUUGGGAGGAAGGUGGUGGAGGAGAGGAAGGGGAAUGUGUAA
Hymenoscyphus albidus is the source of this 630-nucleotide messenger RNA. NCBI's taxonomy places the organism in Eukaryota, Fungi, Ascomycota, Leotiomycetes, Helotiales, Helotiaceae. The record is from the annotation of a GenBank genome assembly.